Blepharisma stoltei is the source of this 1333-nucleotide messenger RNA. NCBI's taxonomy places the organism in Eukaryota, Ciliophora, Heterotrichea, Heterotrichida, Blepharismidae. The record is from the annotation of a GenBank genome assembly.
AUGGAUUGGGUACCACCGUUACCAUCACUAUUUUCCGGACUUUAUACACAGAAACCUGGGCAAGUGCUUUUUAAGCCAAGACACAUCAAAUCUAGAGACAAGUUGCUAUUAAAAUAUAAAAAAUCAAGAAAAUACAAGAAGGAACCUAAAAGAGCAAAGCUAAUUAAGCCACUGCUAUUAAAAUCAGCAAGAAAAAAUGUGAAUCAAUGCUUGCAAUCCAAUGGAAAAUUGUUCUUUGCUUGGAAAAAACAUAUUGUAAAGCUAAACCUAAAAUCUAUGAAACCGCUACAGAAAAGUUCUUCUCUAAGCCUCUCAUACCAUGGAAAAGUAUAGCACUUUCCCUUAAAUAGCCCGAUAAGGGGCUGGAUUCAUCCCAUUAUCGGGCUAUUCAAGGGAAAGAGCUAUAGUUAUGUGCGCAAUUCCAGAUCAGAAAUUUUUUUGUGCUGACUGUGGGAGAGGAAUUUAAAUAUGGUGUCUUAGCAGGGUCAUGGCUUCCGACUGCAGCUUCGAGCACAUAUUUAUAUUAUAUUGCAAGGUUUUGCCAAGCCAGAAAUGGACAGCAAUGCUAGAUAAACAAUGCCAUGGUUUCGGAGCCUAGCUCAAGACCGCUUCCAAGUUGGAUUUUAUUUCGAAGGAAAAAAGGGGUUUCGAGUUGGAAAGGGGAAGUCUAUUCCGCUUCUAUACAGAGACCAAUUCGGCUAAUUUCUACCGUGAGCAGGAAGUUACGCCUUGAGCACGAACUUUUCCUUUUACUGAGGAUUCCAUCUUUGGUAUUCCUGUGCGACAUACUUUCAUUGCCAAAACCUAAACAGCUGUCCAUAUAGUCUGCCCAUUCAGCGUUUUAACUGCAAGACAAGGAGCAAGGAUGAGGCACAAGAGGAAAAGUGGGAACUUCGGAUAUCCCAUAGCUUUACAGGCAAAAGAGGAGCAAGAUGUUUCGAUCCUUUUCUAGCUAAGGAGUCAUCCCAAUCCAAACCUAACUUAAUAGAUAGUGAAGCAAAACGGGUGAGCCCUUAUGCAUCUUUGGAGAUUGCGUUGCCAAUAGACGGAAGCCAACCUACAUUAAGAUCAAGACUGUCAGGGAGGAUGAAUAUUUGUCAUUGACAUAAGACUCAGCAUUUCUAUAAUAAAAAGUGUAGAGCCAAGGAAAUGAGGCACAAUUAUCUAUCUUAACGGAUUAAUUUACGAAUUUUUAGAUAUGGAAAAUAAUUAUUGAUCACUACAAACAUAUGACUUAAAGACAAGUAGGCGCAAAAAAGUAGCGCUUAUUAAGUGUAAUGGCAUCAGAAUUGACGACGUUUGCGCUGUUUUUGAAAAAAAAUUGCUUUUAUAG